UACACUCAGUUUGUCUUACUCGACUUCACGACAGGAUAAUGAUAGGCAACGAAACCGUUGAUUAAUUCACUCGCGUGAAUGCAAACAAAGCAGCGGAUAAAGUGUCACGUUUUUUUUUAAACAUAAAAAACGUUAGCCUACUUCGGCGUCCGACGAAGGAAUAUACGGUUAUACUGACGUCCAUUCGACCACUCAAACUGUUACAAUUGGGGAGUUUUCCACACAAAAUGUUUAUUGCCCGACGACGGUUCCUUUGAGCGUGUACAGCAAUUGCGAUAGUAUCAUCUGGACAAAUCGGUAUAAUGAAUACUAUAAGAUCUGAAAGAAAUGUUCCUGUUUUAUAAUGUGUCCUGGAGUCUAUUGAAUAACUGGCUGACGUGGGAAUCACGCAGGGGGGCUGGCCGAAAAAGGAGAGACACAGGCGGGCAGAGGGGCUGCGCCGCCGCGCGUCUGGGAUUACAGUAAACACAAUUUGUUUCUUUAAUAUCCUAAUAGGCUUUGACGAGAUAAUGCAUUUGCAGGCAUAUAAAACGCGAAGGAAACUAUGUAGUAUGUCUUCUUGUAGGGGUUCUGAGACGCUCAGACUCACCACUGCCUAUAAGUUCAUGGAUGUUUACGUCAGUGAAUGAUUUGGAAGUUUGUAAAGUUUGUAAAGGCCAUCAACCAUUGCAUUUGUUUUUAUUAUCUGAUGCAUUUUAUGAGUGCUGGCUAAAAUGGUUGAAAACAGAUGGUUUGUUCAGAGAGAGGAGGUUUACCGCUGGUUCUCCGUGUUGAGUUCGGCGCAGAGGGCUGAGUUCCUUUGCGGCCUUUUGGACCUCUGCGUUCCCAUUGAGCUACGCUUCCUCGGUUCCUGUUUGGAAGACCUAGCCCGAAAAGACUACCACUCUCUGAGGGAUGCAGAAAUCAAAGCCAACAACCCGGCUGACCUCGCUAACUUGACCAACAUCACGGAUGAGGUCGUGAGGAGCAAGCUGCUCGUCUCUCUCGCGCUCCUCAGCUCGGACAACCGCGUAGCGGCGGGAGUUUUGUUUCGGACCCUCACCCAUAUCGACACCAUCAUUAAUAACUACGGACUUCAGCUUAACGAUGGCCAGACGGGAGAGCAGUUUUUGCUCCUCUUCACCAUGGCUUCGAACCAUCCCGCCUUUAGUUUUCAUCAAAAGCAGGUGCUGAGGCAAGAGUUGACACAGAUCCAGGAGAUCCUUCAGGUGACAGUUGGUGAGGCGCCGUCGACGUCACACGGGGGCGGGGCCAGCGCUGCUGCGCUCCCAAACGUGAGCGCGACCCCGACCUUCUCUUCCUACAUCACAACAUCCACCUUCAACUCUUCCCAGGCCGGAUGUCCGUGUUGCAAGACCGUGCAUCGGGAGGUCACAGGAGGGCAGACAGACGACGGUUUCAGUCCUGAGAUCAUGCCGCAGAGUCCAUCACUCUUGUGCCAGGAAAUGCCACUCAAAGUGCAUGUCGGAAAACCCAGCAAAGAGUAUGUUGAAAGAAUUGAACUAAGGGGAGUUGCACCCAAAUCAGACAAAUCAACAGAAUACAUCCUGGAGGCCUUGUGGUCCGACUGCACUUUGUCGACUGUCAGCAAAACCCCUCAGGAAGUGGUGGAGUUCAUCUCCCAGCUCUCUCAGCUCUUUCCCGAUGAAUGUCUAGAGAAACUUCUGCCCCAAAUGCCUGGACUUGAUUUCACUCAUGAAUUAGAUCCUCGCUAUCUGGGCUGUCUGCUUCAGUAUAGGGGAGCGAGGCCCAUUUGUGGUGUCGCCAGCAUCCAGCCUGUCCUAAGCGUCCAUGCGCCCCUCCUGCAGAGCUCCCCUGCACACCUGCCCCCUCUCCCCCCUCAGACAGCGGUGGCCAUCCUCCCCGGCACUGCCAUGGGGGAGGCCAGUCCACCACAGAUGCACCUCACAAACCCCGCACCCCAACCCCAGUCCCAGCAGCCCAGCCCUGAGCAGAACAGCAUCCUGGACUGGCUUCGUAAACUACGGUUACAUAAAUACUACCCUGUCUUCAAACAGCUAACCAUGGAGGAGAUAAUUGCAUGUCAUUUCAUUUUAGGUCUAUAUCUCCUUUCAGGUUUAGAGUCUGGUUUGGAUCCUUGUGAGAAAGAGCGGUCAUGCUUUCUCCUCAAUCCUAUGGUAUCCACCGGUCCCAGCCGUCCCACUGCCCAAGUCCUACCGGUCCAGAACGAUCCCUCCCUCUGUCCCUCCCAAAUGAGUUUGCCCCCACCAUCCUUGCCCCUCCCCUCCCCAGGCCGCGUUCUCAGCUCUCCCCGCAAACCUCGUCCACCCCCUCUCUCUUCAGAAGAACGUCCCAAACCAAUGGGGUCUGGGGUCACCGUGGGUGUCCGGCUGGAGAACAUCUUCCAUGGGUUGAAUCUUGAUGGUUCUCCGGGGCACCAGGACAUGUCGGUCCCCCGUGGGCCCCUCACAGUGCUUCGCUCCCCUCCAGGUCUCAUGGUGGAGACCAGCACUGCUCUCACCUCCACGUCUAACACCCUCCAUCAUGUUUCUCACCCACCCUUACACUUACAAGUGUCUUCUUCUGUUCCACGCACAGGAUCGUACCCUUUCUCCACCCUGUCCUCCUGCCCGUCAUCGAGUUCCUCCACCAGACCCUCCUUCUCGCCUGUCAGUGGAGUUCCUAUAGCAACGACCAGCAACGUUCCCAUGGCGGCAGUACCCGGCAACACCUACUGUGUAAACAGUACAUCUGCAGUCACGCCCAGUUCUAGCCCAGCAUCCACAGAGAAUAGCGGCUACGCCUCAGUGCAAGCAAACAGCGCUAACUCCAGUUCCUCGUUGUGCGUUUGUAGCUCUUGCGGUUGUAGCGGUAACUGUGGCUCCUAUGGGGCACUUCCAGCUAGUUACGCCGGAUACUUUCCUCAUCCGUUUUCAGGAACGUCAGUAUUCACGUUAGGGCCUUUGCUUCAUUUCAGCCCCCUCCUUACAGGAAGUGGUACCGCCUCCCCCUUUUCCUACCCCCUGGUGGCCCCACCUAUUUACAACAGCAGUCUAUCACAUGACUCGCAACAAAAUAUUGUGCUUCCAUCAGUGCAGGGUUUUCUAGGGGGAGGGGGUGGUGUGUACCAGCCCCAUGGAAUGAUGGGAAAUGGAAGCUCUGGGCAUAAGAAAACAGGGAAUGUGUCCUGCUAUAACUGUGGGCUGAGUGGGCAUCGAGCACAAGACUGCAAGCAGCCAGCAAUGGACUCUGCACAACAAGGGACGUUUCGUCUGAAAUAUUCCCUGCAGUCAGACAGCCAGGACUCAGGAGACUAAAUGGUGCGAAUGAACUGGUUUGGACCUGCACCUUCCUCAGUGUGUAAAGACACUUGAUGUACGUCCCAUUGGAUCAUACUUCAAAUGUCAACAAGGCAAGUAGGAUGUCGUUUCGAACACUGACUUACCC
Molecule: messenger RNA, 3408 nt
Organism: Sinocyclocheilus rhinocerous
Lineage: Eukaryota; Metazoa; Chordata; Actinopteri; Cypriniformes; Cyprinidae
Product: zinc finger CCHC domain-containing protein 14-like
Exons: 12
Coding region: 714-3278 (854 amino acids)
Molecular function (GO): phosphatidylinositol binding; zinc ion binding; nucleic acid binding
Source: RefSeq, a predicted model, not a curated record